AUGGGGCUCCGUGUCAUUGCGACCGCGGCCCUCCUGCUGGGUCAGCCCAACUCCGUCUUCAGUCGACCGCGAGAUCAAAGCAUAGUUCGGGUGACAAUCUCUGAGCAUGUCCACUCCGGUGGGUUAGCCAAUAUCCAUCUCGGCUGGCUUGGAUUCUCGCCAAGUCUUAUCGAGGCCAUCUACGCGUCCUGUGUGAACCCGAAUUCCUCUUCUUCUCCAUAUACCAUCGGUCGUCUCAACACGGACAACUGCGUCUAUCUUUACGGAGCCGAACCACAAAAUACUCCUCAGUUCCUCGGCAAGAGUGAUGCUGUUCGUCUUACGCACCAGACUCGGAAGCGAUCCGUUUCUGACACUGAUAAUCCCUUGUUGAAAGGCUUUGACGCCCUAAGAGCAUGGUACAACGGCGUCGCGAGUAUCAAGAGAAAGUCCAAGGCCGACAGGGGCGUGGCUUCUGGGCACUCACUCAAACACAGCAAGGGAGCCAUCGUGGGUACCAGAAUCUCCGGUCCAGCAACGGCGUUGAUGCUGGACAGCGUCGGUGUCCAUAACUGUGAGAUCAUGGAGGCGGGCAACCAGGUUGGAGGCCGGUUUCGCACACGACACGUUGCUGGGACAGUUGAAUGGGCGGAGAUGGGACCGAUGAGGUUGCCCUACUCUGCCAUGUGCAGAAAGGACAACGCCGUGUUCGAGCUUCCCAGUAGAGAAAAGACCUCUCGCUUGGUUGUGCUCUGUAGCCGCGAGGCAAUCUUUCAAUUCUCUCUGUCGCUCGGGACUUCAGAUCGUAGCGCAAUAAUGAUAGCAACCACCCAUAUACGGCGUCUUCCUGGAGUCUAG
Messenger RNA from Aspergillus mulundensis, 837 nucleotides. RefSeq lists its product as uncharacterized. NCBI's taxonomy places the organism in Eukaryota, Fungi, Ascomycota, Eurotiomycetes, Eurotiales, Aspergillaceae. The record is from RefSeq and is a predicted model, not a curated record. The transcript has 2 exons. Gene Ontology annotation, molecular function: oxidoreductase activity. Bases 1 to 837 code for a protein of 278 amino acids.